AGGUCUUGACUUAAAUCCCGGUCGUAGAACUUGCAGGUUGAACGCACAACUGUAAUGGAGAGGACGCAUUCUGAGUAAAAGAGGUUUUUAUGAGCUGUUUUUAAAUGGCACUGGGUGCAUCUCUGCUCACUCCUCACCGCAACCCCCUCAACCUCCGACUUUCACCUCAGAGCCCUCGGAAGAGAGGAAGCGGUUUCUUUUCUAGGUGUCACUUCCCAGAACGAUACUUCAAUCACAUGGUAGGAUAAAGCACAUUCCGCUAAUGGGCACAGCGCUCUGUCACAACGAUUGGUCGUCGAUACCUUCCUCAGCCUCAGCAGGAGAUCCCAGUCAAUAAGGGGGCUGUACAUGGCCCAAGUUAACCAGAGGUAGAACAGUCUGAGCUGAUGUUUAUACGCAGAGUGUGAAAAACACUUGGAGAGUCUUUGAAGGGCGAUCUGCUUUUAAUCAGAAGCACAAAGAGAGCAAGAGCCAGGUGCCGCAAAACUCCGACACAAGCCCAGAUUGACUGAUCGACAAACUCUUCACCACGGAGCAGCCCGUCGUCAUUCUGUUCCGAGAAACCGACUCGCUUUCUCGCUCCUCGAGCAGGGUUAUCUCGUAGGAAGCGGGAGCACUGGAAGAAACCCCCGCAAGUGCCGACUACCACAGGGCAGAAUCGAAGCUGGGUCACUGGGACCGUGAGGCAGCGGGGAUCAGCACUACCGGUGGGCAUCUCUUCCGACAGACCAACUGUUAAGUUAGACUUGUAACUACACUAUUCCACGGAUCAAGAGACAAUGAAGGACAGACUCGAGGAAUUGAUAGAACUUUCAAAACUUCAUCCACAGUCAGCAGAGGCUCAUGAUAAGCUUGAUUCUCCUCAGGAGAGCUACGUGUUUGAAUGUGACUUCACUUUACAGAACCUUUAUAAGAUGGUGCACCAGAUCAUGGAGGAAAAUGGCCGUUUAAAGAUAGACAUCAAGCGCCUGGGAAAACAGAACACCCGCUUCUUGACUUCAAUGCGGCGUUUCAGCAGCAUUAAGCGGGAUUCAAAUUCAAUUGCUAAAGCCAUAAAAAGCCAAGGCGAGAAGAUUCAGCAGAGGUUGCAGAGCCUGAACAAUUUCACAGAGGAACUAACAGAGACUCAUGGGCCAAAUGCGGCCAUUGUUCGCAUUGCCAACGCACAACAUUAUGCCGUUCUUCACGCUUUCCACAAUGCCAUGUCGGAGUACAACAUGGAGGAGAUGAAGCAGCGGGAAAACUGUAAGACACGGAUCCAGCGGCAGCUGGAGAUCAUGGGAAAGGAUGUGUCCAGUAAAGAGAUGGAGGAAAUGAUAGAACAGGGUAAGUGGGACGUGUUCUCAGGGAACCUGCUGAGCGAGGUGCGAGGGGCACGAACUGCGCUUUCAGAAAUUGAGCAGCGCCAUCAGGAACUGUUGAAGCUGGAGUCCAGGGUCCGGGACAUCCACGAGCUCUUCUUGCAAAUGGCCUUGCUUGUUGAGCAACAGUCUGAGACUCUGAACAACAUCGAGGUACAGGUACAGAAGGUGCAAGACUAUGUUGGGGCUGCCAGGACCCAACUAAAUCAGGCAGUAGAGCACAAAAGGAAAAACAUCUGCCGACAGAUCUUCUGCUGUUGCAGUUGCUGCUGUUGACCCAGUAUUCUUCCUGCCCACCAUCGUUUACUCUGCUUGGAUGUUGCUUCACUAUCCCACCACAAAGCUAAAUGAUACCCUCACCAAAGAAGUGGAAGGGUUAGUGAUUAUGUGGUCCUUUUGUUGGUGGGAGUCUCAAAACCUACAGCCAGUUAGAGAGAUGAGUUUGAAUUAUGGGGUUAAUUUUGUAUCCCAUCCCCAUUUCACUCUACCCAUUCCCUAAACUAAGUUUGAAGACCCCCCCUACUUCUGUACAACAUAGGCCUACUCCUUUUUCCAACUAUUAAAAUGCAGACAGGUAUUUCACAGACAGAAUCUUGAAUGGUGACAGAAUGACAUAUGUAAAGCAUCCAUGGAUUAACACAGCUUUGUUUAUUAUGUGGUUGCUGAUCCUUUGAUAAUGCAGGUGGGGUUUCUGUACUCUGGUGCUAUGGUAUUUAAUACAAAUGCCCUAUCCUCCUCAGUUCAUUGCUCAUUGUACCCUCAGUUGAAAGAUGGUUGCUGGGAUUGGGGUGGCUGUUUCAGGGGUAGUGGGUAACAUGGGGUGGAUAGUGAGGUGGGGAGAAGAAGAUGGUAGGAGCAGGAGGAGGGUGGUGGAAGGGAGAGUGAGGACCACAUCUGUUCAGGUGCCUGUAUCCAUUUUACAAUCUACCCAGAAGAUUUACCCUCUGCACUGUGGCAUACAAAGUAGACAGAAAGGUAAAUUAUGCUGUCUCCUCCUGACAAGUAACAGCUCACGAGCUCCUGAGUCCAGUUCUGGGUGAACAAUCCAGAAGCAACACACAAAAGUGACUACAAUAAAUCUGUUAAUUUGAGGAUUCUAACUAUGAAAAUGACUAGGCAGUUCAACUGGUUCAUGUAUGUCCUUUGUCAAAUGGGUCUUCCCUCAUGUUAGGGAGAAAAGGCUAUCUUGUUAUCAUGCCCCUCCCUGGGUAUCAAAUCUACAGAAGUUGAGUUCCAAGCCAGGGAAGAUCCUACGACCAGUAUUUUAGAAUCGAAUAAGUACUAAUUCAUAUAUUUUGUGAGAUCACUGGUACAUUAAACAUGUUUUGAAAUGUC
Hypanus sabinus (Atlantic stingray) is the source of this 2696-nucleotide messenger RNA. RefSeq names its product syntaxin 11a (gene stx11a). The record is from RefSeq and is a predicted model, not a curated record. The transcript has 3 exons. Bases 780 to 1637 code for a protein of 285 amino acids. NCBI's taxonomy places the organism in Eukaryota, Metazoa, Chordata, Chondrichthyes, Myliobatiformes, Dasyatidae. Gene Ontology annotation, cellular component: SNARE complex; plasma membrane; presynaptic active zone membrane. Gene Ontology annotation, molecular function: SNARE binding; SNAP receptor activity. Gene Ontology annotation, biological process: exocytosis; synaptic vesicle fusion to presynaptic active zone membrane; intracellular protein transport.